Symbiodinium necroappetens is the source of this 340-nucleotide messenger RNA. The record is from the annotation of a GenBank genome assembly. NCBI's taxonomy places the organism in Eukaryota, Dinophyceae, Suessiales, Symbiodiniaceae.
AUGGUGAGUUGCCUCAGGUUCACCAAGUGGAUCACACACCUUAUACGCGUCCUCAUCUUGAUCCUGGGCACAGCGGCGCUGCUGAAGAGUCGACGGGCAGGCUCGGACGUCUUCCAAUCUGGCGACUUCGUCUUCCAGCUGAAAGUCUUCGCUAGCUGCGGCAAGUACCUGGAGAAGGUCAUCUCCUCGCUGAUCAAGAUGUUCUCGGCGAGUGUAGGGCUGCAGCAGUUCGCAACUUUGGUGAACCUCCCCGAGAAGUCCGCCGUAAAGUCCAGCGAGUCGCAUGUUGUCCAUGCUCAUGGGUCCAACGAGAUUCGGUUUGUGAAGGACGAUUCUGCUG